AGCUGUCAAGUGCCUUCAGCCCGUGUUUGUGUCCCGGAGUGACAGAUUGAGCUAAUGACUUCCUCACCAGCGGAACAAACUGCCCAUUUCUCCUCCAAGGUGAUGGCUCAGCAGGCGUCAAAGGGGCGGCACUACCUGCGGGCGUUCGUUAGCGGUUUCUUUGUCGCUGUGCCCGUCACAGUCACCGUCCUUGAUCGAUUCGCCUACGUGGCUCGAGUGGAGGGGGCGUCGAUGCAGCCGUUCUUGAACCCAGAGGGGGGGUCGGACUGUGACGUGGUCCUGCUGAACCGCUGGAGUGUGAGGAAGUACCAGGUCCAGCGAGGCGACAUCGUCUCCGUCCUGUCCCCGAGGAACCCCCAGCAGAAGAUCAUCAAGCGGGUCAUUGGCCUGGAGGGAGACUUCAUCAGGACUCUGGGAUAUAAGAACCGGUACGUGCGAGUCCCUGACGGUCACUUCUGGAUCGAGGGCGAUCAUCACGGACACAGUUUGGACAGCAACAGCUUCGGACCGGUGUCUGUGGGGCUGCUUCAUGGCCGGGCGUCUCACAUCAUCUGGCCUCCGAGUCGCUGGCAGCAAAUCAAACCGUGUCUCCCUCCGAACCGAGGACCGCUGGACACGGAGGAAGAGGAUGGAUGAAGACACAGCCAGAUGAAGAUUCUGGAGAGUUCAUCAGAGAUCUCGUUUGUGUGAAUUUAUUAUUUUUGAACGUUCAGAUUAGCAGACAGACUCGUUGAUCUGCUGGUCACAUUUUUCCACUGUCAUCACUGAAGUGAAAAAAAAAUGUUUUUUUGUGUUGAGUGAUUUUUGCCAAAGUCGGCUCAUUAGCAGUGACAUGAACAUUUUUAUAGGAGCAGCAACAAAUCUGCAGGUGAAGACCUCCAUCCAAAGCAACAGGUGGAUUUCACUACUUUCAUAUUUUGUUAGUUUUGUGCAAAAUUCAAAGUUUCCUGUGAUUUCAUCGACAAUAUUGUGUGUUUUCUGCUUUGUUAUGUUUCAUGUCUUUGUAAAUGGAACAUGUUUGGCUUUGGAUUUUUGGUCAAUAAAAAAAAAGAC
Cheilinus undulatus (humphead wrasse) is the source of this 1053-nucleotide messenger RNA. It is a transcript of the gene immp2l, whose product is annotated as inner mitochondrial membrane peptidase subunit 2. Lineage: Eukaryota; Metazoa; Chordata; Actinopteri; Labriformes; Labridae. The transcript is spliced from 6 exons. Bases 55 to 636 code for a protein of 193 amino acids. Gene Ontology annotation, cellular component: membrane; mitochondrial inner membrane peptidase complex. The record is from RefSeq and is a predicted model, not a curated record. Gene Ontology annotation, molecular function: serine-type endopeptidase activity. Gene Ontology annotation, biological process: mitochondrial respiratory chain complex assembly.